AUGGUCACGCGACACGAUAGUAAAGGUUGUGAUGGUGACGGUGGUGGUGGUGGCAGUGGUCUUAUUAAUGGUAGAGGUGGUGGUGGCGGUAUUGUUAGAGGAUGGAGGAAGCGAUGGUGGACUGGUGGUGAUUUCAGUGGUGGCGGUGACGAUGAUGAUAGCAGUGAUGGUGACAGUGGUCUUAUUAAUGGAGAGGUGAUGACGGUGGUGGAGGGUGAAGGUGGAGAUGAAGAAGGCGGCGACGGUAGUGGUAGUGUUGGUGGUUGCAGUGACAGCGAUGGUGGAGGAGACAGUUGGAGUGGUGGCGGAGGUGGUGGCGAUGACAGUGGUGGUGGUGGAGGGUGGUGGUCUUAUUAA
Molecule: messenger RNA, 357 nt
Organism: Lotus japonicus
Lineage: Eukaryota; Viridiplantae; Streptophyta; Magnoliopsida; Fabales; Fabaceae
Product: glycine-rich cell wall structural protein 1-like
Exons: 2
Coding region: 1-357 (118 amino acids)
Source: RefSeq, a predicted model, not a curated record